AUGGUUGAUGUGGGCGCGGCAUUGGCCAUUGCGAGCGAGUGCGGGCGGGCGCUCGCAAUCCGCCUCAUCUCGCUGGAGGUGCACUCUUCGCUCGAGGCCAUUGGCCUCACCGCAAUUGUAUCGCAGCGGCUCGCAGAGCUCAGCAUCUCUUGCAACGUCGUGGCAGCCUUCCAUCACGACCACAUCUUUGUGUCGGCAGACAAGGCGGAUGCGGCCGUCGAUGCGUUGCGCGGCAUCCAAGCAGACGCUGCUGCAGCCGGCCGAUGA
Emiliania huxleyi CCMP1516 is the source of this 267-nucleotide messenger RNA. RefSeq lists its product as hypothetical. The transcript has 2 exons. The record is from RefSeq and is a predicted model, not a curated record. Lineage: Eukaryota; Haptophyta; Isochrysidales; Noelaerhabdaceae. The coding region runs from base 1 to 267 and encodes 88 amino acids.